Telopea speciosissima is the source of this 561-nucleotide messenger RNA. RefSeq lists its product as uncharacterized. The transcript has a single exon. Lineage: Eukaryota; Viridiplantae; Streptophyta; Magnoliopsida; Proteales; Proteaceae. The coding region runs from base 1 to 561 and encodes 186 amino acids. The record is from RefSeq and is a predicted model, not a curated record.
AUGCCAACUGUAGAACAAUAUGUUGGCACCAUAGAUCCAAAAGAUCACUUGGAAACCUUCAAGCCCCUCUUGUUCUUUCAAGGCGCCUUUGAUGCUAUAAUGUGUAGGGCUUUCCCCUCCACCCUGAAAGGAGGGGCGCAGCAAUGGUUCUCUCGGCUCCCUCCACGGUUUCUUUCCAAUUUCACCAACUUGGGACAGGCCUUCUUGGCUCACUUUGUGAGCAGUAGGGUUCAUAAGAAGACAGCCGCUAAUCUACUGGCCAUAAAGCAACGCCCCGAUGAGUCCAUCAGGGGUUUUCUUACCCGGUUCAAUAAAGAGGCUUUGGAGGUGCAAAAUUUGGAUCCAAUAGUGAAGUUCCAGGCGCUGCGUAGCGGAAUACGAGAUGUCGAGUUGAAGAAAUCCUUGAUCAUGGAUGAACCAAGAGAUAUGUAUGAAUUUUUUUCUAGAUGUGAAAAAUAUAUCAAUUUGGUUGAAGUUCUUACAGCCGAGAAAGAAGAUAAAGCUGAGAAGAAAGUUCAAGAAAAGAAGGAGGAGAUCCCUCGCGAAGCGUCAUCGAGAUGA